AACGCUGAAAAUAACCAUGAUGAACUUUGAGGAAAGUGAGGGGAUGUCUGCGCUCCUGUCCACAUAUCUGGAGAGGCGUUUCAUAGGAACAGAGAAGACGAUUAACAUCAAGAGGAGAAUGGUAGUUUUAAAUGAACUUUUGGAAAAAAAAGAUUUUAGUGAACUUAUUUACACUGGAAGUUACGGAGAAGGAUGUUCUCUAAAAGGUUCAGACCUUGACAAAAUGUUUGUAUUCACAAACAUAGAAGGAGUACACCCUGAUCAGUGUAAUAAUAUUCCUCAACACCUGGCACACAAAACUAUUCUGUGCAUUCGCGAGGCAGACUGUCGCCCUGGCUAUGUCCAAUUAGAGCUAGUUCAGCUAAAACAACCAGUACAUGCAUCCCUUUUGAAAUCAAUAGUUAGAUUUGAGAAUUCAUUCUUUAUUUCCAGUGAUAUCUUCAGAGAGGAAUAUGUUCUUUUUCAAGUGUCUUACACAGGUUCUAAAUGUGAAUCCAAUGGACCAAGUAGUACAUGUAACUAUACAGGAUUAAUGGGAGCAGACACAGUUUAUUGCUUUCCGUACAACAGUUGGCCAAAGGAAGCAAAUGAAUGGAUUACACGUACACGUCUGUAUGGAUGGCCACAUCCAACCUUAAUCAACAAGAUUGUAAACAGUGGAUGCCAUCUUGUUCCAGUAGGGGAUAAAUGUUCAGACGAUACAUUUUUACAAUGGAGAAUCUCAUUUGCAGCAGCAGAAAGAUCAUUAGUUCAUUCCUUUAGUCACAUCCAAGUCAAAGUAUACGUGCUGCUGAAAUAUGUUUUAAGACAAAUUAAGGAGACAUUAAAAGAAACCAUUGGGGAUGACGACAUCUUGUGCUCCUACUUCCUAAAAACAAUCAUGUUUCAUGCAAUAGAAAAUUCAAGCCAAAUGCUCUGGCAAGACAAGAACCUUUUUCAUUGUUUUUGGUUUUGCUUCAACAUUCUGAUUGCGUGGGUCAAGGCGGGAUUCUGUCCCAAUUACAUCAUCCGAGUCAACAACUUGUUCCAGAGGAAAAUACACGGACAGAAUCAACAAAUACUGCUGGAGAUUUUGGACAACUACUCUCGUAUGAAAUGGGAGAGCCUAUCAGUAAGCAACUUUGAAAAAACUUCAAUUUUGGAGCAUCUGUGUAACAUCUCCAUGCAGGCUGAGCUUCUUUGUCCAUUGACUUUACAAGAAAAUAUUAUGGACCAGGACUUGCGUAUUCUUCCUAUGUUAUCGUUUUUAUCAGUAUAUACCACAUCAUCAAUGAUGAUUGGAAAGGCAUUAAACUUAUAUUUAUCACAGUCAAAUGUAGAGGAAAUGAACAAAUACACGUAUGUCCAAGUUAUGAAUGGUGUCAGAUGUCUUUCAUUAGGACUAAUCUCCAAUGAUCUGUGUGGAAAUGAGGCUGCUGCAGGUAACAAGGCCAAAUACCAGCGUCUGAGGAAAUGUAAGUACUUGAUGACUCCCAUGGCUUCAUUCGGUACAGACGGGUUGUAUUUAGCAACUUUUCAUUUUGUGACUGGAAACAUCAGCAAAUGCCUGGAGCUUAGCAGACGAAUAUUGAAACUAGCAUCAUACUUCAAAACUUGCCAUCAACUUGAUCCAGAACUGUGCACAUUGUACAGACACCUGUAUCACCCUGGCUGCACAUUAGAAAGGCUCCAGAAAACGUACAUCGACAGCAUUAUAUUUGUAAGCAAGUACAUGCAUCUUCCUCAUCUCUGUCUAGAGCUGCUCAUAGGAGGAUUAAUAAUCAUUCCACCUCUACCAUAUGUCUUGUUCCUGAACUUCCUUUGUUACCACGAGAUUGGAGACACCGGAGCGCGUGAUGAAGCAUUACACCAACUGAUACAGAUUCAGUAUCACGAUGAACAGGGAGGACACAAGUACUGGAUCGUUCACACACUUCUGGGGAUCUGUUAUCAAACACUCGCGGACUAUCAAAGGGCCAUCAGGGCUUACUGGGAGUCAUCACAAUCACAGGCUCCUUUUCAUGUGAUGAACACUGGUAUUCACAGAAUAGCAAUAGUGUAUCUAUGUAUGUAUGUCUCACAGAUGUCUUCGACAGGAUAGUUGUGGUGUAUCUAUGUAUGUCUCAGACGUCUGACAGAGAAUAGUUGUGGUGUAUCUACAUGUAUGUAUGUAUGUCUCACAGAGGUCUGACAAAGGAUAGCUGUGGUUUAUCUAUGUAAAUAUGUCUCACAGAGGUCUUACAGAGGACAGCUGUGGUGUAUUAAAUGAACGAGUGUUAAAUGUGUCCUAACUGAUGGAGUAUUUUUAAUUUCUCAUCAUGCAGGAGAUGCUCAGCUCAAUCUAUUAGCUGUAUGAACUUAUCUUCCGAUUGCGACACUUCAACUCAACGACAGCCAUUCGCAAAUAGAUAAGAACUGCAUUAGAGACACAGAAAUUGACACGAACUUUUAUUGCUUCUUAACCGUCAGCUGCAAAAAAGGUAAUUGCGAUAUCUCUACAAUCAUCAGAUUUGAAUACUGGAGUUCAGAUGGCGUAUUCAGAAAACUGUGGGGAGUGGGAAACAACUUUUAGUCAAUUAUAAAAAUAUGGGUAUAACGGAGAGUGUACUGCAGUUAUCCCCCCUUGAACCACUCAAAUGUUAUGUAACAUACUGAACUGAUCUCCCAUCAAACCACUCAAAUGUUAUAUCAUAUAUUGUACUUAUCUCCCCUUGAAUCCCUGAAGUGUUGUGCAAUAUGAUGUUGUGAUCAGUUUCCUGAAUCACUCAGUGGCUAUGUAAUAUAAAGGAAUUAUCUCCAUUAAAUCACUAAAGUGAUAAUGAAGUUAUCUCCCCUGAAUCAUUCAUAUGUUUUGUAAUAUACUGGAGUUAUCCCCCUUUAAUCACUCAAUAGUUACCUUGAAUCAUUUUUGUGACAUUGAAAUUAUCUCCGUUGAAUCACUAAAGUGUUGUGUAAGGUCACGCACAACUCAUUCAGCCAAUCAGCUGGUGUUUCACUUGAAUCAAGUUCCUAAAGAAAAUGGAUUUCUUGGCUUUGUAGCUUUUUCCUGAGUAAAUAACACAUACAAUGGAUACUUUCUAUAUACGAGAAUAAAGAGUAGGGUGUUGAGAUGCUAAAAAUCAAAAAUAUAAACUCCUGGUAUAAAUAGAAAGAUGUAGGAUUCCAGGUGUAAAAAGGCGGGAAUUCCCCGGGUGGGGGUUCCCCUGCCCACUGUAAAUAUCAGGGUUACUGUCUUUCAAGUACUGGUGAGCUUUUAUAUGCUAUUAACGUAUCCAAUAACAUAAUUUUUCUGGAAGGGAAAUCUUUCACAACACUGGAACUUCAAAUGAGCGAUUGAGGGGAUGGAGUCAUUGGUAAUAACAUAUAGUGAAAUAAUUGGUUGUGUGAGACCUGUAAUCAGAGACAUAUAUACACAUGUGUAUAUAUAUAUGUCUCUGCUGUAAUAUACUGUAGUUAUCUUCCUUUGAACCACAUUUACUCUUGUGUAAUAAUACUAUGUUAUUGAAUGUCGGAAUUCCAUUCACAACACAAGCGAGCACAGGUAAAUCGGUCUUUGCGCAUGUGUUUAUCGAUGUACCGGAGCUUAUUCAACAUGUUCUGGUUAAUCUGCCAUUACGUCAGACCUAAACAUCGUCAAUUUUAAUACACACAACUAAAGCUGUCACCGAGGGGCUAACAAGUAUACCCCCUCGCUUUUCCAUGAUUGGUUUGGAUACUUUGUGAAGCUGCCUAUUUAUGGUACUAUAACCAAAUCAAACAUGUUCUAUGUUUAGGUAAGAACUAAGUGAAUGCAUAGCCGAACAAAAUUUUGCCCAUUUUUAAAG
Messenger RNA from Pecten maximus, 3803 nucleotides. RefSeq lists its product as uncharacterized. The coding region runs from base 17 to 2080 and encodes 687 amino acids. The transcript has a single exon. NCBI's taxonomy places the organism in Eukaryota, Metazoa, Mollusca, Bivalvia, Pectinida, Pectinidae. The record is from RefSeq and is a predicted model, not a curated record.